AUGACAGGUCUCUUCAGAUCCCUCGCCAUCCUAUUAAUUUGCUCCCUUCUCGCUGACUCAUUGGUGAUUUAUCGGCGAAAGCCGAAGCCUCGUCUCGUCUGUCAUGAAGAAUAUGAUGACGAGCUGUCCUCGGAGAACUCUUCGGAUGGCGACGCGGACGGUUACCAAGUCACAACGACGGCAGUUCGGGUCAAAAAACCAAAGACGAGGACAAAGCGCGAGAGUGAGAAAAUCACGUUGAGGUUCGAUGAGAGAGUGAAGCGGAUGGAUUUGCAGGUGGGAUUUAUAAAUUUUUUGAUUGUAUCUUUGGAUUUUUGAGAGAAAUUCUUGAUUUUUUUUGAUCAAAAAUUUUAUUUUUUUGGAUUAAUCUUGGCGAAAUCUUGCACUAUUUUUUGAGACUUUGCUACCAAAAUUGUGAAUUUUUCUCUUUUUUGAAUGACGUUGCAAAAUGUCUUCGCCGAUUUUUAUUGAGAUUUUUCAUUUUCAGGACGGAGAUUUUGAGAUCAUUGGUGAGAAUCUGAGCUCUGAAGAAAAAGCAGCCAUCAAGCAGAAGUUGGUGCAAACCUGUAAUACGCUAAACAUCCGAAAUGUUUGA
Messenger RNA from Bursaphelenchus xylophilus (pine wood nematode), 595 nucleotides. Lineage: Eukaryota; Metazoa; Nematoda; Chromadorea; Rhabditida; Aphelenchoididae. The record is from the annotation of a GenBank genome assembly.